CCGCCGCCGCUUCUAAACUCCCUCUCUCCAUGCCGUCCCCCUUCAUCCCCAUGACCGCCGUGCAUAUAAUACCAAUCCCUUUCAUCACUGCUAUCCCCCCUCUUCAUGGCCCUGCUCCAACUUACGGUCCUACUCCUACUUCUACUUCUGCUGAAACUCUUGCUCAGACUCCUACUUCUCCUCCUGCUGAAACUCCUUCCCCUCCCGCCUCUAUACCUCCCAUCAUCUCCCUCGCGCCGGAUAUACACAUGUCGAACCCUCUCGCGAACAUACCUCCCCGUAUCCCGUGAUCUGCUCCUGCUUCUCCUUUUCCUCCUCGGAGAAGCCUCAUACUUCUUGAAUGAUAGCGACGUCCAUCGACCCUGUGAGGGACUGAACCCGUCCUCCCUCUCUAGAUCUUCGCCAUCGCGGUAGUGUCUCCGUCUCAAUGUAUGCUGUUGUCCUCUUCCUCGUCGUCGGGGUUCUGUCACCGUAUACGACCGUCUC
Messenger RNA from Colletotrichum godetiae, 486 nucleotides. RefSeq lists its product as uncharacterized. Bases 106 to 414 code for a protein of 102 amino acids. Lineage: Eukaryota; Fungi; Ascomycota; Sordariomycetes; Glomerellales; Glomerellaceae. The transcript has a single exon. The record is from RefSeq and is a predicted model, not a curated record.